AUGGAGAAUAGAAAUAGUUACAGCUCUGGAGAAUCAGUUCUCGGGAUUUGGAAUGUGCUGGCGAGGCGACGGCUUGGGAGCUACCUGAUAGAGACAUCUGCCAGGCCGCAUGUCAGUCUCUCCCUCCACACCCCAUCUGAUCUGGAACCUUCCAAGCUUCGCACAGCCAUAGAGAAUUUCGCGCAGCAGCAGCACCCCAUUCCGGUCGCCCUGGCUGCGGUCGGAAGCUUCCCAGCAGCGUCUGUGCCACGGCCUGCCUUCUCUCCCACAGCAGCCAACAGCACCAGCCAUGCUUCGACAGGGAAUAACUCUGUAAUGAGUACAGAUGGUGGGAAUAGCAGCAGCACCAGCAGUCCAGGCGCACGUGCAUCCAGUGGUGCUGCUGGUACUGGUGUUGGUGGUGGUGGUGCUGCUGCUGCUGCUGGUGCUACGGGAGCUCCUGAAAGACUAGCCAUCCCUUGCGACCCCAACUACCUGCCCGGAUCCUGGCUGCCCAUCUGCCCGGUCGCUCAAGAGCUGCCUGAAGAAAAACUUCCCAGCAGUUUCCACACCGUUCGAUCCCAGAAGCUGCCUCUUUCCGGUCACCUUUGUGAAAUAGGCCUUGUGGAGUUUGUCCCCUCUGGUGCUGGCGUGGACUCACGCCAGCUCAGCGCCAGCAAGGCGGAUGGUAGCAUGGUUGGGACCGUGAUUGGUAGUGGUGAUGGGGAGAAGGGGUGGGGGAGGGAGAAGGAAGGUGGGGUGGUGCAGGGGUGUGUGAUAGAUGGCGGCAUGGGGCAUGGAGGGAUGGGCAGAUGGGAUGAUGGGGGGAUGGCGGCAUGGGGCAUGGAGGGAUGGGCAGAUGGGAUGAUGGGGGGAUGGCGGCAUGGGGCAUGGAGGGAUGGGCAGAUGGGAUGA
Molecule: messenger RNA, 894 nt
Organism: Closterium sp. Naga37s-1
Lineage: Eukaryota; Viridiplantae; Streptophyta; Zygnematophyceae; Desmidiales; Closteriaceae
Source: the annotation of a GenBank genome assembly